AGAUGGAGGGUCAGCGCCGCUACCCCCAUCGAAAGAAAAAGCAUACUAAAACCCUCGAUAAACCCUUGGUCGAAUCCCCAAAAUGGAUCACAUCGCCGCAGCGGAGGAACGAAUUGUAACAGAGAAAUUGAGGCAAAAGCUCAACGAGGUUAAUUCCGCUGUUCAAUCCCAGCUCAACGUUGUUCAGGACCAUGUCAAUUUCACCCUCCAGAAAGCGUACUUUAGAUGUGCGUACGAGUGCUUUGACAGGAGGAGGAGGCAGGAAGACAUAAGCAUGUGCGUUGAGAAUUGCAGCAUGCCUGUUCUUCAAGCUCAGAAUCUCGUUGAAGGAGAAAUGGCCAAAUUUCAGGAACGAUUGAAUAGGUCACUGAUGGUAUGCCAAGAUAAAUUUGAGUCUGCAAAGAUGCAACAGAUGAGGACUGAUGCAACAAAGGAUAUGGAAUCAUGUGUUAAUCAGACAGUUGAAGAACAUGUCAAGGCAUUGCCACAUUUGGUUGCAAAAUUGAAGGCUUCCCUCAACAUCAAUCCCAUUAACGAGUGAAAUGUCAUUGCUAUCUGCAUUUUCUUGUAGCAAAUCAUAGAAUAUUAUGCAUGGAGAGGUAAAGAAGCAUGUGCUAAUAUACAUUUACAUUUUGCUGAUUGAACUUGAAUAAUUGGGCAAGUUUUGUUCUUGAUUUACUAAUACUGUGAAACUGAAGAGAAAUGAUGUUGAAGUUAGAGGUGUCAAUUUGGGUUA
Lactuca sativa (garden lettuce) is the source of this 736-nucleotide messenger RNA. RefSeq lists its product as uncharacterized. Lineage: Eukaryota; Viridiplantae; Streptophyta; Magnoliopsida; Asterales; Asteraceae. Gene Ontology annotation, cellular component: cytoplasm. The record is from RefSeq and is a predicted model, not a curated record.